Folsomia candida is the source of this 1354-nucleotide messenger RNA. RefSeq lists its product as uncharacterized. The record is from RefSeq and is a predicted model, not a curated record. Bases 87 to 1205 code for a protein of 372 amino acids. The transcript is spliced from 4 exons. Lineage: Eukaryota; Metazoa; Arthropoda; Collembola; Entomobryomorpha; Isotomidae.
UAUGCAUGCCAAGAUGAACUACAUAAUUUCUGAAAGAUCUACAUAUCUAACUUGUGUACAUUCUUAUUUCACGCAAACAUUCCAUUAUGAGAAUUUCUACACUUAUAAUUUACAUUUUCAUAUUUCACAACCAUGGAGUGAGUAGUAUUGUGGCUGAAGAAAAGAUUUCCGGAUAUGUUCUUCUUGCUCAAACGAUUUCUCACCAGUUUAGUGAACGGGAGCAACAAAUACGGAACGGCAAUCUCCUGACGAAGGAGGACAAUGAGGUCAACCCAUAUAUCACUGUAAUCCCACCCAACCUCCCAGACCCAGAUUGUUUCGGCCCAGGCGUUAUUCCAAUUAACAUCACCAUCCCGAAUCAAUCGAUUCUUGGAGAAGUAGGAGUUACGUUAGUAAAAAAACUACCUGAUCCUAAUUGCAUGCAUUUUUUCUUAAUAUUAAUACUAAACAGGUCCGAAACGAGAGCAUACGGAUUUUCCAAGAUUCGUGACGAGUUAUCCUUUGUCGCGUUAAAUGGGGAAUUCAUGGUCAAGUGGGAGAUUAAUAUCCCUCUGAUCCAACUGGAAGGAAAUUAUACUAUGAAUCUCACCGUGGAGGAAUUGGGAAAAGAGACAAGUAUCCUUGGCGAAAAUCUGCUAACAGGAUCUGUCGACAAUGUUUUUUUCACGCUUCAAGGAAAAUCAAACAUUCCAACACUUCAUGGGAAAUUUAUAAUAAGUGAUGUAGAUCUUGAUCUGGGAUUUUCAAACUUUCAUUUGGAUGGUGGCAAUAAUGCUACCGUGGGCGGAGUUACGAUCCAGUGGGACACAUUCAGUGACAAUUUCCAGACAUAUUUUAAUACUUUUUGGAAUAACGAGACACGGGCAAUCAUCAAUGCGAUGAUGGUGUGUGAUAUCAAUAAGAUUAUUGAAAAUUGUACAGUGGCCCAUUUUAUUGCUGGAGACUUUGAUUGCUUUCACUAUGGGAAUCAGGAAUGCUACAAAAUAAACGAGACAAUUAUUGAAAUUGGACACAUUGACAAAAUCAAGCCCUUAUUUGAGACAUACGUCGUUUGUUUGGAGUUUAGAAGUACAACGCCAACUUCUCAAAUGUCUAGUAGCACUACGCCUUCUACUAGUACGACAGAUAAUAGUGAAGGAAAUCAAUUCCAAAAUUCCAUGAAAUUUGUGAUGCCAGUGCUCUUUGUUUUAUUCAUGGUAUUUUAAAAAUAAAAAAACACAAUACAAUUUUUAUUAUAUCAUGAAAUACCAAAGUGGAAAAACCGUUGAGUAACAUUUAAGUAUUAUUUUUACAUGAGUGCUUAAUUCCGAUCUGAAGGAGGGAAUUAUUUCUAAAUACAAUUAACUUGAACAUA